CAUAUACUUGACCGGAUACUCUCUCAGUCUCGCCGUUUUAUCUCUCGCUGUUUUUGUUUUCCUUUAUUUCAAAGAUCUGAGAUGUCUUCGUAAUACAAUACACACUAAUCUCAUGUCUACUUAUAUACUAUCGGCUUGCAGUUGGAUCUUAAAUUUAGCUUUACAGAAUUGGUCGGAUGAAGUGCAACAAGAGCAAACUUCAUGCAUGAUACUAGUGAUAUGUAUGCACUAUUUCUACUUGACGAAUUUCUUUUGGAUGUUAGUUGAGGGUCUGUAUUUGUACAUGUUGGUCGUCGAAACGUUCACCGCAGAGAACAUAAAGUUGAAGGUCUACACAACAAUCGGAUGGGGUGCUCCCGCUAUCUUCAUUAUUAUAUGGGUGAUAUGUCGGUGCUUUGUCUCGGUGGUGCCAACUACAGGUCCUGAUGGGUUGGCGAUCACGGGCGAAGCUAAAAUGUGUCAAUGGAUUCAUGAGCAUCAGGUGGAUUGGAUACAUAAGGCGCCCGCUCUCGUUGGACUAGCUCUUAACUUGUUCUUCCUCAUCAGAAUUAUGUGGGUUCUAAUAACGAAGUUACGGUCAGCAAACACGUUAGAGACGGAGCAGUACAGGAAAGCAACGAAAGCGCUUCUAGUACUCAUUCCCUUACUGGGUAUCACCAAUCUGCUAGUUCUCUGCGGCCCGAAUGACGACUCAUGGUUCGCGCUCGCUUUCGACUACAUCAGAGCCCUAAUGCUGUCUACACAGGGUUUCACAGUAGCAUUGUUCUACUGCUUCAUGAACACAGAAGUCCGUCACGCUAUACGAUACCACGUGGAGAGAUGGAAAACUGGACGGACUAUAGGAGGUGGAAGACGAAGAGGUGCCUCCUACUCAAAGGACUGGUCUCCGAGGUCCAGAACAGAGAGCAUACGGCUCACAGUAUGAAGAUUCAUGGACCAUAUACCAGCUAUCUUCACUGACGCUUAUGAAACCCGCUUUUUGCAUUUACGAAGAAAAGAUUUUAAAAUGGAUAUAAUUUGGAUUUGGAGGAGAAAAUGAUUUCUUUUUUUUUUACUGUUUUCAAUAAAUUCACAAUAAAUUGGUGUUAUAAGCUUUA
Messenger RNA from Melitaea cinxia (Glanville fritillary), 1097 nucleotides. RefSeq names its product diuretic hormone receptor (gene Dh44-R2). The transcript is spliced from 9 exons. The record is from RefSeq and is a predicted model, not a curated record. Gene Ontology annotation, biological process: adenylate cyclase-modulating G protein-coupled receptor signaling pathway; cell surface receptor signaling pathway. The coding region runs from base 113 to 925 and encodes 270 amino acids. Gene Ontology annotation, molecular function: G protein-coupled peptide receptor activity; diuretic hormone receptor activity; peptide hormone binding. Gene Ontology annotation, cellular component: plasma membrane. Lineage: Eukaryota; Metazoa; Arthropoda; Insecta; Lepidoptera; Nymphalidae.